Molecule: messenger RNA, 4317 nt
Organism: Drosophila rhopaloa
Lineage: Eukaryota; Metazoa; Arthropoda; Insecta; Diptera; Drosophilidae
Exons: 7
Coding region: 249-3281 (1010 amino acids)
Biological process (GO): neuropeptide signaling pathway
Cellular component (GO): membrane
Molecular function (GO): neuropeptide receptor activity
Source: RefSeq, a predicted model, not a curated record
UGUCGGUUAGCCUGCUCAGAGGUGGAGGUGGAUCCAUAUAUAUAUAUAUAUAUAUGGACAUAUAAAGACAGUUACGAUUCAGUUGGAUUUUGAACGAUUUCCGAACCCCCAAAAAAAUUCCGAGUUCGCGUCGUGCUCAUUUGUUUAGUUUUAUUUUUGUUUUUUUUUUUUUGAGUGUACCCCAUGUUUUGGGCGGCCUGACCCAGAAGGCCUUUUCACCGACAGUUGCAAUCGUAAAUGUGGUGACGAUGUCGCCUGCUGAGCAGCUAGGUCGCUUGGUCGCAGGAUCGGAUGCCUACCAGCUGGCGGCGAGCACUGGAGGAGGUGGAGGUGGUGCGGGGGGCGCAGGAGGAGGCGGAGGUGGAGUCGGAGGCGGAGGCGGUGGCGCAGGCGGCGAUGAUGCGGGCGGCGGUGGCGAAAAGUUGAAGGACAUGCCCGACAAGUACGUGAUGGCGAUCGCCCACUUCCUCGACUGGCACGUCAACGAGACGGUGGACAUGGAGCGGCUGAGCGGACCGAUCCUCAAGUCGAGCAUCAAGUCGGUCUACUGGCUGUUCCUCAUCCAGUACGCCGCCCUCGCCCUCCUCGGCGUGGUGCUGAACGUGAUCAUCGUGGUGUACCUCAUGUACCACCGACUCUACAAGGAUGUGACCCACGCGUUCAUCAUCAACCUGGCGCUGUGCCACUUCGUCCAGUGCGCCCUCGUCCUGCCCGUCUCCCUGAUGGUCAUGCUCAUCCAGAACUGGAUCUUCGGCCAGUUCCUGUGCUUCUUUCUGCCCAUGCUGCAGGACAUUCCGCUGCACGUGGCAUUGAUCUCGCACAUCCUGAUCGCCUGGGACCGGAUGCGCUGGCUGAACGAUCCGCUGAAGGGCCGCCUGCCGGGAUUCGUCUGCUGCUGCGCCACCUGGCUGACCGGAAUGGUGAUUGCCCUGCCCUAUCCCAUAUACACCAUGUACGUGGAACUGGGGGACUAUAUGCCACAGCUGUCGGGUAUCGGGUUGUGUGUGGUGAACCUGAUGGACGACAUGCAGGAGUACACCCGCGGACUCUUCCUGCUAAUGUACUGCGGUCCGGCCAUCCUGCUGUCCUACCUGUACAUCCGCACCUCCCAGGAGCUGCGCCCGCCCGACGGACCCUUCGCCGUGAUGAUGUACGAGCACCGCGCGGAUGUGCGGAUGCGGCAGAGGAACUCCUCCACAUCCUCGGUGGAGCCUCGCCAGCUGAGCGGUGGGGGCGUGGCCGGGCUGAGCAACGGGGGCGGCAGCACCGCCCGCUCCUACGACUUGUACAGCGCCGAACUGGACGUGCAUCGCGAGAAGCGGAAGCAGCGCAACUUCGGCAGCAUGGCCGCCACCCAGGUGGUGUGCAUGUGCCCCCUGAUGAUCCUGCGCUUCGCCAGGCUCUCGCUGGAGGAGACGUACGAGAACACCAAGCACUUCGACUUCACCUACCUGAUGUUCGUGUGGAUGGCCUUCCUGCCCACGGUCAUCUUUCCGUGCAUCUACGCUUCGCAAAUCUUGCCCAGGGACGAACAGGAGCGCCUGAGGGGCUAUUUCCGGCUCUCCUCGAAACGCAAACCGAAGACGCAGCGCCGCAGUGAUGCUGGUGGCUCUCGCGAGGAUUCCAUUGAGAAGGAGGAGGCUUCGUCGCAGGGGAUUGGUGUCCAUCAUGUCGGCGAGCCGCACAAGCAUGCCUCCAAGUUGCGGCACGAGCGGGAGGUGCGUCUGCCAGGACAUGGCGGUGAUCGCUAUACGGGAGCACCCCACCGACAGGGCAAGGAUAGGGAGAGGCAGCGGGAUAGGGAUCGUGAGAGGGACAGGGAGAGGGAUAGGGACAGGGAUAGGGAGAGGGACAGGGAGAGGGGCAGAGAUAGGGAUAGAGAUGGGGACCGCGAGAGGCAGAGGGCGGGUGGUCGUGGAGCCGGCGAUGCCGGGGUGGUCAACAAUCUGGGCAAGGAUGUGCGCGGCAAGAAGCACGACGUCAAGAUCAACAUUAUCUCGGAUGGGGGCGGUCAUUCCGUCCACCGCAAGCAGCCGGGUGGCAGCAGCUCCAGCAACAACAACAACAACAACAACAGCAGCAGUGGCCAGCGGAGUCGCCCCAAUCCCGGCCAGCGGCACGGCAAGCUGCCCGCCGAGUGCCUGUCCAAUGUGACCGCCUCUACAUUUUGCAACGGCAGCGGCAGCGUGACCGGAACCGGAAACGGCACCGGAAACGGCCUGGGCAGCGUACUCAUCCCGGACGACAGCAGCACCAGCAACUAUGGCGACGGCGAGGAGAGCUCCGUGGUCAGCAGCAUGAUGGUGCCGCCGCAGCGCUGGCCAGGAUUAGGCUCCGCCGGUGGUGGUGGUGGUGGAGUGCUCCGCCACAAGGACGUCUCCUUUAGCGAAUGCAGCAGCAGCACCUUCUCGUCGAGCACCCUGGAGCGCGACCUGGAGAUCAUGGACCAGCUGGAGCGGGAGCGCAGCAUGGACAUCCAGGAGAUGCUGCAGCGGGAACGGGAGCGGGACAAGGUGCGUCGCCAGUUGCCGGACAUCGAGAAGCUCUACGCCCAGCGUUCGCCCAAGGGGAAACGAGUUGAGGGAGCGGGAGCGGUCCUGGCGCUCGUCAUGCCCGGCAGCGAUCCGCUGAGCAGCCUCUCCCAAUCCCAGUCCCUGUCCACGGAAUACAGCCUGUGCUCCACCUUGGAGACCAGCGGCGGCGGAGGCGGAGGCGUCAUGCCUGCUGGCCAGGAGGAGGGGCUGCAGCAUCUGCAGGCGAUGGAGGAGGAGGAGGUGGUGCCGCCGGACUUCUACGACAGCUACACGCCCGGCGGCGCCCAGAAUCUGCCGCCCGUGCAGUUGGCCUCCGGCGCGGUGCCCGCCUACCAGUACCAGUACUCCCGCAAUCGGCUGAGCCGGAAGAGUUCCGGUUCCGGGUCGGGUCACCACCACCAUGGUGGCCAUCAUCAUGGCCAGCAUGGUGGCGGGGGCGUUGGGGGCGUGGCCGGCGGACGGGGCUCGAAGCGGGACAGCUUCAAUUCGCUAAACGGCACCGAUCUGAUUGCCGGCGCCUUCUGCGAACUGGAUCCCACACAGCCGCUUAACAAGAUGGCCCUGAUCGAGGGCCGGAUGCGGCGGAGUAGUCCGCGGAACGCCAGCUUCAGCUCCGGAUCCGGGGUGUCCGGGGGGCGCAGCUCGAUGAAGUCGUCGUCGCGGGACUACGACUACGGGCACGGCUCCUCCUCGCACUCGGCGCAUCCGGAACUGGACUUCAGGGAGAACAUCUUUGCAGAGCUGUAGGAUGUGAUCCGGGAUGCGAUGGACACGAGAUACUGAUGAUGAAGAUGAUGAUGAUGGAGAAACGAAAAGCUUUACGGUCACGGAUUUGCCACGAGUUGUGCAGCCCAGGAGCUACGUGUUUAAGUAGGAGAAUUUGAAGCAGGAGCUGUAUUUUUUUUUUGUAGAGUAUGGGUGGGACUUUUUCUAGCGGAGGCAGUUGCUCAUCAGAGAACAAAAUGUAUGGGGAUUAUGGAAUACUUGGUAGGGAACUCCAGGCUUACGGAGAAACAGAUACAUUUACACCUAAAUGCAUAAGAUAUACUAAAUAAUAUAGAACGAGUUAUUGGAAUACUUCGCCCAACUGGUUGUUGACUAAUGAUUGUUGAUUGUUGCGAUCGGAGAGCAGAUCAGAGAUCACAGAUCACAGAGUUUAGGGAUCACAGAUCGCAGUUUAGAGAUCAGAGUUUAGAGAGAAGUGAAAACUGUGCCAAGAAUACGAAGGGAAAGCACUCCCACAAAACAUACAUAUACAUAUAUAUAUAUGUCUUUUAAAUGUUGCCAGCUUUGACGAGCGGCAGGAUGAGUCAGUGUUUUUAAACUUUCCCAAGCUACAUACAUAUAUGGAUAUAUACGAUACGAUAUAUACACUAGACAUAUGCUAAGACAUAUUGAAUAUUACCAAAUCAAAUGCAAAGUUUAUUGAAUGUUAAAUCAAAGUCAAAAUACGAAAUACAAAAUACAAAAUACAAAAUCGGGAUAAACCAUAAAAGUUAUAGCUGUUAAGACAGGGCAAUUCUUCUGAGCCCCAAAGAAUUGCGCCAAAAAAAACACACACACACACACACACAUAGAGGAACCAGCAGGAUUCCAGAUGCAGAUCCUGAUCCUGAUCCCUUCUAGAUAUACAGACCCAUAUACUUACCCCUAAUUGUGCAAGUGUCCGUGCGUGUGUCUAGCAAUAAGUUCAUUUUUUCUGCGCCGCUCCGCAGGCUGUUUGUUGUGAUGGGUCGGUGGUUCGCUGGUUCGGUGGUGCGGUGGUGCAGUGGUGCCGCCGUGG